AUGAUCUACGAGACCAUUAAGCAAUCCGGUACUCAAUACUGUACUGCCGCAGCGGCCCUCUUGGUACGUUGCCCAGAUGUCCUGUUUAAAGCAUAUGCUGCUGGUCGAAGGCUGAAGUAUCCACACGAAUACCGACGCCGGUUCUCCGGGCCAUGGUUUGCAUCAUUGACUAAUUUGUGGUUAGCCAGAGCUGGGAGUUCUGGUCACUACUGUAAGGAUCUUCAUGAGCUCCAUGAGAAAUAUGGAAGGUUUGUGAGGAUUGGACCCAAUCAUAUUAGUAUCGCCGAUCCUGAUGCGUUGGAGAUUGUUUAUGGGCAUUCGAGCGGUCUUCUCAAAUCGGAAUUUUACGAAAUACUGCAAUCGGCAGAGACCAAAGAUGUUUUUAGUGCCCGUGAUAAGGUUGUUCACACCAUGAAGCGAAAGCGCAUUGCAAAUAUUUACAGUGCACAGAAUGUCUUGAGCUUUGAGCCACGUGUGAAGGAGCAUAUCCGGCGGUUCUACAUUCAACUGGAUAACCGAUGUGAACAGGCUCUCAAAGGCAAAUCUGGGUUUAAUUGGAGUGUUCAAAAGAGCCGAGCGGUUCUCAACAUUUGUCCGCAGUUCGCCUAUCUCUCUUUUGAUAUUAUUAGUGAUUUGGCUCUCGGAGUACCCUUCGGAAUGGUAGAAAGACAGAAAGACUCGACCCCAGCUUCAUUAUCCACCGUAUCUGAAAGAAAUGUAGAGGGGGUGCCUAUAAUUCGUCUCAUCGCCGAUGGAGGAAAAAUCGGAUUGUCUAUUGGCCCAUAUCCUGCAUGGUUCCAGAAGCUACUCAUCAUGGCCCCUUGGCAUAAAAAUGACUCGGAUAGUCGCCGUAACUACUUGGAAACUACGAAGGCCCUGGUCGAUGCGCGUAUCAGCAGGAUAGGAAGAGAACAACCGGAAGAUCAAGAGCGCGGGCCAGACUUGCUGGACAAGCUGUUUGAAGUCAGGAACCCCGACGGGUCGCCAAUGUCGAGAAAAGAGAUUGACUCUGAAGCUCUUGUGACCAUUGGAGCUGGAAGUGAUACAACUGCAAACUCUUUGAGUGCUCUCUGCUAUUACGUUGCUUCCAACUCUGUAAUCAAGAGUAGACUUCAAAAGGAACUCGACUCGGCUCUCUCUUCCGUCGAGGAACCGGGGAAAGAUCAAUCUGGGGUCACACCACCGAGUCACGAGCAGGUUAAGGAUCUACCAUAUCUCAAUGCGUGUAUCAAAGAAGCUUUGAGGCUUUAUUCUACCAUAGGGCUUGGGCUACCCCGAACUGUUCCGGCGGGAAAGACCCUCAAGAUUGCUGGGGAGAUAUUCAACGAGGGAAGCGUUAUCAGCGUGCCUUCUUAUUCCACCAACAGGUCCAAUGUCUGGGGACCUGACUCUCAUGACUACAGGCCAGAACGAUGGCUAGAGGACGGAUCUACGGCGUUAAGCAAGUACUUUGUUCCGUUUUCAACAGGUCCUCGUGCCUGUAUUGGUCGCAAUUUGGCCAAUAUGAAUAUGCUGCUCAUCUCCGCUGCAUUUUUUCAUAGAUACGAUGUUGAGCUAGCCAAUCCCGAUGCCAAGCUUGAAGUAGCCGAUGCGUUUGUCAGAGAUGCAACUCGCUGCGAGGUAUCCCUCAAGCGGCGGUUCUGA
Rhizoctonia solani is the source of this 1644-nucleotide messenger RNA. RefSeq names its product cytochrome P450 family protein. The coding region runs from base 1 to 1644 and encodes 547 amino acids. The record is from RefSeq and is a predicted model, not a curated record. NCBI's taxonomy places the organism in Eukaryota, Fungi, Basidiomycota, Agaricomycetes, Cantharellales, Ceratobasidiaceae. The transcript has 9 exons. Gene Ontology annotation, molecular function: monooxygenase activity; iron ion binding; oxidoreductase activity, acting on paired donors, with incorporation or reduction of molecular oxygen.